AUGCGGAGACUCCGGGCGCUCCGAGGUCUCUUCACUUGUGGAGGUUGCUGGUCCCGGCCUCCCGUUCGGGAGGAUGGAGGCGGGGCAGCAGAGUCCGUCCCUGCAGCCGUCCCCACCUUUGCUGGGCGAGUGGCUUCUCUGUCAAACCGCCUGCAAGAGGAGGAGGGCGACAGAGCGGAGGUCUACCGAGAGCUGGAGAGAGUCCUGCAGGGCGACGACGGCCGCGUGCAGAGCGCUGUCCUGGCCAGAGUGAUCGCAGCGGCCUCGAGGGACAUGAGAGCGGCGCAGGGCGUGACGGAGCAGGUGCGGACGGCCGCCAGCGACGUCCUGGUGGCUCUGGCCCGCUGCCACUUCGACAGCGUCAUGUGCGAGCUGCAGUGCCGCCUGAGGGCCCUGGGAGAGAUCUCCGAGGACCUCGUGUUCGUCACCUUGGGCAAGCUGGCCAGCAGCUACGCCCUGCGGUGCGUCCCCUUCGUGGGCAUGACGCUCUUCGCCCUGCGCACGAUGCUGAGCCAGGUGGGGAGCAGCCGGACCCUGCGCGCCGUCUGCAGCGUCCUGGAGCAGUGGUCGAAGGCCGUGAACAGCUACCUGGGCGCCUGGGAGCAGUGCAGCUUCCCGCGCGUGGGGCAGGCCCAGCUCUGCAGCAGCGUUUCCCCGCUCUUCGGCCACGCGGUGGGGAGCUGGCUGGGCUGCGAGGAGGAGGAGGCCAAGCAGGCCGUCCUGGGGGCGAUGGCUGCCAUGAUGGGCCUCCUCGUGCGCGAGGAAGAGCACCGCGAGCGCGUGUGGGAGCAGCUCCCCUGGCUCCUGGGCCAGUACCAGCAGGUCCAGGACUCUUUCCGGGUGACCAAGGCGCUGAGUUAUUUCCUGGCGGUUUUGGGGGAAGUGCAGGUCCCCAUCCCCCAGGACGAGGUUGAGGCCAUCGGCACCGCUGUGCACCGCCAGCUCAGUGACGGGAGCAAGCAGCACAGCGGGGAGCACCGGUCGGAGCUGUCCUCCUGCGUCCUGCUGCUGGCCCGAGUUUGCCCUGAGGACACGGUGGCCUUUCUGCGCUCGCAGCUGGGGAGUCGGAGCGAGGCCGCGCGCGUGGUGUCCUUGGAUCUGCUCAGAGCCCUGGUGCGCCCCACAGCAGAGAGAGGCCAGAGCCUGCCCCUGCUCGUGCAGGCGGUGCGCUGCGCGCUGGGAGACCCCAGCAGGAAGGUGGCGAGGGCAGCGCUGCGCUUCACCAAGGAGCUGCUGGGCUGCAGCGUCCAGAGCUGCUCGGCCUGGGACCUGGUGGCCCACGUCUUCGCCACGUUCAGCCAGGCCUCCGGCAGACUGGCGCAGGGAAAGCUGUCUGAGGCAGAAGCGCAGGAAGCAGCAGAUCUUCAAGCCCUGUGCUUGGACAUCCUGCGCUCCCUGGACGUCUCCGUCCGGGGGAUGACCAAACUCCUGUGGCCGCGGCUGCUGCAGUACGUGGUGCCAGCCCAGUACACCGGCACGUUGGUGCCGCUCUGCCGGUGCCUGCGAGAGCUGGCCGAGAGCCGGGGGAGAGCAGGGGGCGAGGACGGAGAGGAGGAGCCCAACGUCGCGGCCUCCCGGCAGCGAGCCAAGCUGCCGAGGCCGCAGGCCCUGCUGGCUCGCCUGCUGGUGGUGGCGGCGGCUCCUCACGCCGGCGGCGGCUGCGGCGUCGCUGCCCUGCGGCUGCUGCGGGCCCUGUCCGCAGAGAUCCACGGCGCCCUGGGGAUGGUGUGGGCCGUGAAGAUCCCCUUCCUGCUGCAGUGCCUGGAAGGGCAAAGCGAGAGCUGCCUGGACUCUGCCGAGUGGGAGCAGCUUCUGCUCAAGUUCCUGAGGACGUCGCUGGAGACGAUCGAGAGCCAGGCCUGGACCGUGGGCCUGAGCUUGGAGCUGAGCCAGCAGACGGGCAGCUACCCCCGGCCGUCCCGGGAGCAGGCCUUCCUGUAUAAAGCUGUCGGGGUGUCCCUGGCAGCGUGUCGGCACGUCCCCUACGUCCGUGGGGAAAUGAAGAAGUAUCUGUUAAGGAUGAAUUACUUGGAGGUGUCUGAGAGAGAGGCGAUGAUUUCGGUUGUGGCCGGCUCUGCCGAGAGCCACUUCCACCUUGCCUUGGAGGUGCUGCAGGAGUUUGGGGCGUCCAUGGAGGAAAGACCAGUGUCCGGGGCUUUCAAACGCCUGAAGGAAUACCACCAGGGGAAGAGAGCGGGGAGGCACGCGGCCCUCGUGCUGGCCUACGGCCGGAUCGCGCUCCGCGCCCCGCCGGAGCAGCUCCUGGCCCGCGUGGAGAGCGACGUCGUGGGGCGCAUCCUGCGGCACUACCGCGCCAGCUGCCAGGUGCUGGGCUUCUCCUUCUCCACCAAGGACGUGCAGCUCAAGCUGGCGCUGAUCCGGAGCGUCGCCGAGGUCAGCCGGGCCGUGCGGGUGGCGGGGGGCUCCCGCGGCGUGGAGCUCUGCCGCAAACGGGAGCUGCUGGACACCUUGCUGGGCUUCGUGCAGGGGGAGCCCCGGGAUCGCCUGGCGUCCCCCGUGCGCCGGGAGGCGUUUGUGGCCGUGGGGCACUUGAGCAAACUGAAGCCAUCGCUGAGCCGGGAGGAAAACCGCGACCUCCUGGAUCAGUGUGUGCAGAGCGUGAUGCCCCUGCCUGCCCUGGAGCCGGCGGAAGAGGAGGGGGCGACGGCGGCGGACGCCGGGCACGUGCAGGGUCUGCACGCGCGGACCAUGGGGGCUCUCGGCGAGCUGCUGACGGCCCUGCUGGAGGAAGACCUCAGCUCGGACUGGCUCGCGGAGAUGCUGCACGUGCUGGAGUACUGGCUCACCUCGGCCAAGGAGUGGGAGCGGGAGAGGGCCCUGCAGGCCUGCGCCCAGCUGCUGGGCGCUUUCGAGGAGCGAUUCGAGCUCACGGGAGAAACCUCUUUCGGGCCCUUUGGCUCCAUGGUGGGACUGCUGGCGCCUUUCACCUGCGACUCGCUGGCCACGUCCUGCCAGCGGGCAGGGGCCUGCCUCGGCCACCUCCUCCGCAUACAAGGCAGGACGCUGGAGACGGGGGCCGAGGAGGACGAGGUGCAGCCCUUGUGCCAGCGGCUGAGCGCCCCAGACGCCGAGGCUCUGCGCCAGGCUUCCUCCAGACUCAGAAAGAUCGUCUGCAAACACAUCCCGCCAGCGCAGGCCACGGACUUCCUCUCUGCCGCCCUGGACGGGAUGCUGUUGGCCCAGUCCGCGUGUGCUCAGGCAGCGGGCGAGUGGCUGCUCACCUUCCUGGAGACGUGCGGGGGGCAGCUGCUCACGGAGGUGCCAGAAAUCCUGAGCAUCAUCUACGUCCGGAUGCCGACCAUGCAGCAGGACACGCUCCGGCACUUCCUCCUGGAGGCCGUGUCCCUGCUCGCCCUCUACCACCCCGGGGCCGUCAUCGACAGCCUGCUGCAGAAGCAGCUGCCCAUGGACAGUGACACCGAGGAGCUGUGGAGGGUCCUGGGGGGGAAGUUCUUUGUGGACCACGUCCUGCGGGUCUUGAUGGAAAAACUGAAGAACUCGGGAAGCGACCAGCCCAGGAGCAGCUCUGCCAAGCCCGAGGCAGAGGAGGAGGAGGCUGCGCUGGAGCCUCUCAAGAUGACCCGGGCCAUCUCUGUGGUGGUGUCAGCGCUGCAGAGCCCGGAGGCCGUGCUGCGCCUGCUCCCGGAGCUGCUGCCGGUGCUGCUGAAGCAGAUCAGCGCCACAGUGGGCAAGGAGAUGCCGUCUUCCGCACUCAUCACCCGGGGAAAGCUGUUCCUGAAGGGCCACGCGAGCGACGACAAUCCUUGCAGGCUUUCCCUGGAGACCCUGGAGGCGGUGCUGCGCACGUGCCUCGACGGGAAGUGGCUGCGGCUGCUGCGGCAGCAGGGCGCCUGGGCUGCCCUGGAAGACCCCCGGGCUCACCACGACGGCGUCUGCCUGCUGACCGGGGUGCUGCUCCGCGCCGGGACCGUCUCGCUGCCCCUGGUGCUGGUGCUGACCCGGUGGCUGGACGCCCCCUCGGCCAACCUGCGGGUCACGGCCGCGGCUUUCUUUGCGGAGCUGAUGAAGGAGCCGGCGCUGCAGGAGUGGAGGUGCCUCCAGCCCAUCGCGAGGGCCUUGCUGGAGAAGCUGCGGGACUCGAGCAGCACCGUGCGGCAGAUGGCAGCGCGCGGCCUGGGCAACCUGGUCAGCGGGGCGCCGGAGAAGCUGCGAAAGCACAAGGGAGCGAUGCUGGAGGCGCUGCGGAGGGGCCUGGAGGACGCGGCCGCGGCGGAGGUGGUGGCAGAGAGCCUGCUGGCGCUGGCGAAGGUGGUGACGGAGCUGAAGGGGAAGGCUGUGGGCUCCGCCUUCAGGGACAUCGCCAGGGCCACCAAGGGGUUCUUCGAUGCUGAGCAGGCGUCGCUGCGCUCGGCGGCCUUCACCCUGUACGGGGUGCUGGCCGCCUCUGCCACGAGCAGGUGGAGGUCUUUCUUCACGGCGGAGCUGGGCAGCACGUGGGCCACCCUCGUCCUGCACCUCCGGGACCCCGACCCGGGCGCCUCCAUGGCGUGCCAGGGCGCCCUGCGGCUGUGCGCCCCGUUUCUGGGGCUGCGGCGGGUGCGGCAGGGCCUCGCCGUCAACACCCGGCUGAGCGCGGCCGAGCUGCUGGGCGACGUCUGCAGCCAGCUGGCCCAGGAGAGCCCCGAGCACCAGGAGAUGCUGUACGUCGCCGCCCGGCGCUGCUUCCUGGGGAGCUGCGGGGAGCUGCAGGCUGCGGCCCUCGAUGUCGCCGGGGUCCUCGUGGAGCACGCGGGCCUCGAGUGGCUGACGCGGGAGGAAGCGAUGCCGCUCUCAGCAACUCUGCGGGUGCUGCGGAGCGACGGGGACCCGCGGGUGCAGCAGGCGGCCGCUCGGCUCCUCCGGGACACCGGCCUCGAGCAGCCCCCGCGGCGGCGCUGAAAUAAACCUCGCCGGGAACCUGC
Molecule: messenger RNA, 4943 nt
Organism: Dromaius novaehollandiae (emu)
Lineage: Eukaryota; Metazoa; Chordata; Aves; Casuariiformes; Dromaiidae
Product: maestro heat-like repeat-containing protein family member 2B
Exons: 42
Coding region: 1-4920 (1639 amino acids)
Cellular component (GO): cytoplasm
Source: RefSeq, a predicted model, not a curated record